Lagenorhynchus albirostris (white-beaked dolphin) is the source of this 1153-nucleotide messenger RNA. Its product is annotated as endogenous retrovirus group K member 13-1 Env polyprotein-like. Bases 5 to 1153 code for a protein of 382 amino acids. The transcript is spliced from 2 exons. The record is from RefSeq and is a predicted model, not a curated record. Gene Ontology annotation, molecular function: structural molecule activity. NCBI's taxonomy places the organism in Eukaryota, Metazoa, Chordata, Mammalia, Artiodactyla, Delphinidae.
CGAGAUGGCGGAACCACAUCCACAGAAAGUGAAACCAGAUAGUCUUGUGGCUGCGAUGUUAGUUCCCCAGAUGAAACAACUGUCACUUGUAUCAUCCUGCGAUAAAGAGGUACAAGCUUCUCCAGAACUUUCGGAGAAAAAGCCUUCAUUGCCUUCUCGUUCACGAAAGAGAAGGUACGCUGUCUCUACCACUGAAGCGGCUCCGAUAACCUGGGGGGCAAUUAAAAGGCUUUGCCUGAAUGCUGAAAAUGCUGUGAAUGCUCAAGGAUUGCCUUUGACAACUGCUAAUUUUUUUGUGGCUAUGCUUAGCUUGCUUUCAGUUCAGGUAAGUGCCAACGAUUGGAGUAUUAAUUUUCCUGAGGGAGAUUAUAGAACAUAUUUAGAUAAAGGCUUGAUAUACCCAUGGAAUGAUUCCUAUAUUCCCCGUCCAUUGAAGGUAAACAGAUGGAAUAGUCAUGGAUGGGUGGCUCCUAUUUAUACCUUUGUUCAUGAAAAUAAAACUUAUUAUCAAUCUCAGUUAUGGAGGUUGCCCUUAACCACUCAUAAAAUAAUGUUAGUUAGAGCUACUACCCAUGUGGAACAGUACUAUGUUCAAACCUGUGUGUCUUCUCCGUAUUCCUUAUUGCUUUCUAAUGAUAGUGAAAAAUUGCAAAUUGUACAAAAUAAUAUGAGGUUUUAUAUUACCUGCCAGCAAUGUAUACUGACCACUUGCAUUGUUCCUGAAAUGAAUGUGUCAACCAUAAUAGUGUUAAAAAGACCAGCUUAUAUUAUGCUGCCAGUAGCGCUUAAUGAAUCUUGGUAUACAGAUAUAGGGGCAGAAAUUGUAAGACAGGUUGGAGAGCUCAUGCGACCAAAAAGAUUUGUGGCUACUUUGAUUUUGGGAAUUUCUGCCUUGAUAGGAAUACUGAGUUCUUUUUCUGUUGCAACAUAUGCUUUAGUAAAAGAAGUACAAACAGCACAAUAUGCUAAUGAUUUAUCAAAAAAUAUAUCCUUGGCUUUAGCAACUCAGGAAGCAAUAGAUAGAAAGUUAGAAGCUAAAGUUGAUGCCCUUGAAGAAGCAGUUUUACAUAUUGGACAAGAACUUACUGCUUUAAAAAUUCGCCUAUCUUUACAUGCCAUAAAAAAUAUUCUUGGAUAUGUGUUACUCCCUUAA